UGGGACGUGAAGUUGUAGGUGAACAUGCGGCCAGAGCCUCUGUGUGAAGGAUGGCCUCGGCGAAGUAUUCCAUGUUGUUUCAGAAUGUCCAUGCAGUCCGGGCGCAGGUGGUUAUCAAAGCCGCGAAGCUCCGACACGGAGUACAGCGGCGGCAUGGUCCGGGAGGGGAGUAGUAGCGUUAAGCUAGCGCCAGCCUGUGACCAAGAGCCCGCCGUCCGCGAGAUGAGAAGCGAUGUGCAGCCCAGGAGAAUAAGCGAGAUGAUCCACAGCAUACCAGCGGGAAGAUGCCAGCAGUCCGGUGAGGAGAGAGUGGUAGCCUAGACGGGCUACCAGCCCGUUAGCCUGACGAUCCUGCCCGGAGAAUGGAGGUCAACCUGGUGCAGUGGUGGCUAGCGGAGACCAACCCAGGUCUGCUCACCAAGCCGGAACGGAAAGAUCCCGGCAGGGUAAACAGGUGGGCUCGUGAUGGCUAGCGACGUGGCAGCCAGGGGUGAGAAGACUAGCCGUUCCAGUUGCAGGACAAAAACAGCAAUUGGACCAAACCCGGGAGUCCUGGGGCUAGCGGGCUAAUUACUCUGAGUUUGAGUUCAGUUGAGGUUAGUCGAGUGUUCACAUAUAUUCAAGGUGCUACUCUAGUGUUUGUAACCACAGAGCUAACAAACUAAACAAACAGGCAAAAAAAAUGUGAAAAACACAAGAGCGAAAAAUCGAGGCUGCCAUCAAGCGGCCAUCUUGUUAGUUGAAAAUUAUAAACUGAUCUGAUUAAGAAUAUAGAUUGCGGCAAAAACUCGUACGGUAUUAAUAAUAAACGUUUUAAGAACAAUAGGUCCGCAAUACCAAUACCACAAAUAUGAUACUGGUAUAUUCAUCUAUAAUAGUAAUAAAUAAAACUUCUGUAUGGUUACCUUUUUACUAGCUUGUAAAGAAAACACAUUAAAAAAUAUGUCGGUAUCAAAAAGUCAACAAAAAAAAUUGCUGGUGAGCCCAGAGCCACAGCUGUAAUCGCAGUAGAGAUGUUUCCAGAUAAUGCAGUCAAGGAGGUAGCACAUUUUCUCAUGUUGGGGUACUUUUCCUCUGUGAGUAAGUUCCAGAAUUGUCCAUGAGCCCUGGACUUAAGCUGAAUGUCAGCUUGUAGUGUCAAAAUCUCAUCCUCCACUCCAGAUGAGUUCAGGUGAAACAGUGUUGCAAUUUUUGAUGCAAGUGAAUCAACCUCAGCAUCUUCUCGAAAAGGGUAGCACAUGAAUGUAGCGACUGGCUCCAGUAAAGCAAAGUCUUGAAAGCGUCUGUCAAAUUCUGACAAACAAUCUGCUCUGUGUAGCGUGCAUUAUCAAGUUUCACACACGCCUUGCCUUGCAUCUCCAGUUCUGAUGCAAGGUUCUGGAAGUUCGCCAAAUCAUGGCGCUGCAUCUUUGAGGACAGAUGUUGCAUUUUCCGUUUGAAAGCAUUAACUGAGCUGAUCAUAUCAACCACGGUUUUGUCUUCAGCUAACUGAUCGUCAUUUAGUUGGUUGUAUUCUGCAUGUUUAGCAACACGGAAAAAAACCCUUAAUCUCCACAGAGCUCUCGAAAUCUCUGCAGGAAUUUCCCUUGACUAAGCCAUCUCACGUCAGUGUGUAGCAAUAAAUCUUGGAAGGACUUCUUGUGCGUAACAAUGAAGUGACUCACCCGGAAUGACGCUUCGGUGGCUGCCUUCGCUUUUGUGGUCAGCUGUGAGAAAAAUGACUGCUGUCCGGACAACUGGGAUUUUAGUUUCUUCACCUUUUUCUUUCUCAGCUCGCUUUUCGGAGGGAAGUCAGUGUCGUAGUUUUUGUGAACAGUCCGAAAAUGCCGCUCCACAUUUUUCUUCUUCGGAAAAGCAAUGGUAGACUGGGAGAUGAGGCAAACGCACUUCGAAUAUGACAUUGUGAAACAAAAGUCCUCCUCCCAUUCCGUAUGGAAGUGGUAGGUUUUUGACUUCUUACUUGGUCCAGCCCGCGCGCUCUCCUUCCUCUCCAAAGGACAUUUGUGGAAAGAGACCUAAACUGGCUUCACUACAAUACAUCACUUCACACCUUGUAAACUCACAUUUUGUUGAAUGUUACAACCAGUUAGCCUGGUUGAGACCUUCAAAAUCACCAAAUCAAUGCUCACUGGCAUUCAUGUAAUAUGACCAUGUUGUGAUAUUAUUCUGUAUUUAUGUUCUAGUGAUAUAUACAUUUUCUAAAACUACAUUAAACAACCUUUCAGUGCAAUUUGUAUUUUGUUUUAGUACAAAAGGCCUGCUUCCCCCUCCUCACCACCUAAAUACACAAACAAAUGUACUCCCACUCUAAUGCAAAGGGGAAAGAAAGUAGCCCUUGAAGAUUAAUGUAUUUUUAAGAUCAUUUGUAAGAGCCAUUUUGUUCAGUUUGUUCGCGUUUUUGUUGGACCUCCCACCACUAGGGGGCGUAGGGCGGCAGCUGUCAAUUAAGACAGCCCAAUAUAAUCAGGAGGAACACUGAGGCCAGGUGUUGCUUGACUGGCAGGAGCACACAGUCUUUGACCGUAUGAGGCUAAACAGUGUCCGGCAUAGGAAUGGUUUGAUUACUUUCAUGUUUUGGUUCAAGUGGAAAAGUUGUACAAUACUGUGAAUAAAUAACCUUUCGAAUUCAAACCCUGGACAUUGCAUCUAGUUACUACACACGUCAAACUUACCUGGAAGCAACCAUAGUGGACUUACGUUGAUAGGCAACGGGGUCACUACACAAGUCAAAGACUAGCUUCAUUUGAGGAACAAAGGAGGAGGUUUGAAGACGCUUGAUUGCGGUCCGUGACCAGCUGGUGCAGGGACCGAUCAACUGUGAGAGCAGCGCGGGGAGACGGUGCGGCAGCGGUGCGGCAGUGGAGCGGGGUAGAUGGUGCGGUUAGAGCGGCAGAGGCGCGGCUGUUCACUCACGUAGGAAAGAGAGCGUCACGACACCUGUAUGCCGGCCAAAGUCUCAAAAUGGAGUUUCUGGACAGCCAAGCUGACGAUCGACACUCCGAGGAGAACAAGCCCACGCUGGUGGAGUCGGGUGCCUCUUGCCAACCACCCCCGCUGCAGGCCAAACCCCGCAAGAGACGCUCAAGGCAAAGCAAGGGAAGCUCCAAGCUACGUGACCCCGUGGCCAUCACCGCUACAUCUCCACCCAGGAAAGAGACUGGGUCCGGCGAUGCCAGGGCUUUGAGAAGCAUGUGCAUCAGGGCGGGCUGCACCAACGCAGCCAUGGAGAGCCCAGAAUGGGACAACGAAUACUGCAGCAACGAAUGUGUGGCCACUCACUGCAGCACUAUAUUCAAGGCCUGGCGCUUGGAAAUGAAUCAGACCAUGUAAGGAGCAGCCCAAUCACAGAAAAAAGUUGUUGUUGUUUUUUGUAAACAGUGUUUACGUGUUUAUUGUA
Messenger RNA from Cyclopterus lumpus (lumpfish), 3397 nucleotides. RefSeq names its product TOX high mobility group box family member 4-like. Gene Ontology annotation, biological process: regulation of transcription by RNA polymerase II. The record is from RefSeq and is a predicted model, not a curated record. Bases 2962 to 3330 code for a protein of 122 amino acids. The transcript is spliced from 5 exons. Gene Ontology annotation, cellular component: nucleus. Lineage: Eukaryota; Metazoa; Chordata; Actinopteri; Perciformes; Cyclopteridae. Gene Ontology annotation, molecular function: chromatin DNA binding.